This is a messenger RNA of Lolium perenne, 1743 nucleotides long. Its product is annotated as aspartic proteinase NANA, chloroplast. The record is from RefSeq and is a predicted model, not a curated record. Gene Ontology annotation, biological process: proteolysis. Gene Ontology annotation, molecular function: aspartic-type endopeptidase activity. NCBI's taxonomy places the organism in Eukaryota, Viridiplantae, Streptophyta, Magnoliopsida, Poales, Poaceae.
GUCGCCGUUGCCUCACACCGCCAAAAAAGCAGCAGGGGCCGCCACACCGAGCUCUGCCCGCCCGCAUUUUCACUUGCUCCUCCUGCCAUUGUUGCUGUAGCUGGGUGCGUGAAGGUAGGGGAAGGCCGCAAUGGCGCGUGUCGGCCUGCUCCUGCUCGCGCUGUGCGCGGCCUUGGCGGCGGUCGCGGCGGGUGGGGCGCACCGGCACCAGCGCAAGAACAGGCCGUCGGCGCGGCUCCCGCUGGUGCCCGCAGCUCCGGGCGCGUCGCUCCCGGACCGCGCGCGGGACGACCGGCACCGCCACGCCUACAUCUCCAGCAGGCUGGCGUCGACCUCCCCGCACCACGCCCACGGCCGCCGGGCCGCCGAGACCGGCACGUCCCCGGAGUCGUCGGCGUUCGCGAUGCCGCUGACCUCGGGCGCGUACACGGGCACCGGGCAGUACUUCGUGCGGCUGCGCGUGGGCACCCCCGCGCAGCCCUUCGUGCUGGUCGCCGACACCGGCAGCGACCUCACCUGGGUCAAGUGCCGCGGCGCGUCCCCCUUGUCGUCCGCGUCGCCGGCGCCGGCGGGGUCGGCGUCACCGCCGCGCGUGUUCCGGCCGGCGGACUCGAGGUCGUGGUCGCCCAUACCGUGCUCGUCCGACACCUGCAAAUCCUACGUCCCCUUCUCCCUCGCCAACUGCUCGACGACCCCGCCCGCGCCUUGCUCCUACGACUACAGGUACAAGGACGACUCCUCGGCCCGCGGCGUGGUGGGCACGGACGCGGCGACGGUGGCGCUGUCCGGCGGCAACGGCGCUGACAAGAAGGCGAAGUUGCAGGAGGUGGUGCUGGGCUGCACCACCUCGUACGACGGCCAGAGCUUCCAGGCCUCCGACGGCGUGCUCAGCCUCGGCAACAGCAACAUCUCCUUCGCCUCCCGCGCCGCCGCGCGCUUCGGUGGCCGCUUCUCCUACUGCCUCGUCGACCACCUCGCCCCGCGCAACGCCACCAGCUACCUCACCUUCGGCCCGAGCGACGACGACUCGAACACAAACGGUGGUGCCGCACCGUCCGCGGCGCCGGCUGCAGCCCCAUCGCGGACGCCGCUGCUGCUGGACGCUCGCAUGGCCCCGUUCUACGCCGUGACGGUCGACACGGUCUCCGUCGCUGGAGAGGCCCUCGACAUUCCGUCCGAGGUGUGGGACGUGAAGAAGAACGGCGGCGCGAUCCUGGACUCCGGCACGAGCCUGACGAUCCUCGCUACCCCGGCGUACAAUGCUGUGGUGGCGGCCCUGAGCAAGCAGCUCGCGGGGGUGCCGCGGGUGACCAUGGACCCGUUCGAGUACUGCUACAACUGGACGGCGUCCAGCACGCCGCCGGCGGUCCCGAGGAUGGAGGUGCGGUUCGCCGGGUCGGCGCGGCUGGCACCGCCGGCCAAGAGCUACGUGAUCGACGCGGCGCCUGGGGUCAAGUGCAUCGGGCUGCAGGAGGGCGCGUGGCCAGGUGUGUCGGUCAUCGGCAACAUCUUGCAGCAGGAGCACCUCUGGGAGUUUGAUCUCGCCAACCGCUGGCUCAUGUUUAAGCAGAGUCGAUGCGCACACUAGCUAGUCUGCAAUAAUCCCUACUAUUCAUUUUUUUUUCUCGUCGAAAAGGUCUCGCUGAUUUUGUAAGCCUCUCCCAAGUGUUAAUGAAAUGGAAAUGUGGAAUCAUGCUUUCAGAAGCAGAAAAGAAGAAACUGGCCCAGAACGUGACUUCUUCU